AUGGUGACGAGGAUGAAAGAACAUCGACCCAAAUGCAGCAAUCGAAUCGUCGCCAACCUUCGAGUAGUAGUUGCCCAAAACAAUCAAAGCGGACUUGGCUGCGAUGCGCACCAUGGGAGAAGCGGUUUGAGCCUUGUUGUCAAGCAUGCCUUCAACUCGUUCGAACUCGGCGAUGACAUCCCAAGUGCGAGGCGUUGCAUCUUGGAACUGAACCGUCAGGGUCUUGAGGUAUUCGCCAAUGUCAAGGAGCUCUUUAACGAUAUCAAGUGCGUCAUCAGGAAGGGCGAAUUGGUCCACGAUGUUCGAGGGUGUGUCGUCGCGCGCCAUAUAGUAGUCGAUGGCACUCGAGAACAGAACAUGGCUCUGAAGGCAGAGGUGAAUAGAGUUCCAACGCGUCGCAUGACCAUCAUUCCUACGAUCGCCGAUUUUGCACAACACGUUUCGGGACUGAGAGUCAAAUCCUCCGACAAACACAGAUGGCAGCAGUCGGUCGUUGCCACCGCCAAGGACCGACCCGAUUCCAAGGCGACGGAGCUUUCCCGCAAAAACGAGAAACCCUUAGCGCUUAUCUUCUUUCUCCAACUAUCUUUACUAUCUUCAUCGGCUCUCGUACUUACGCACUUCGUGCCUCGGCCUCAGGUUAGUUACUGUGCAAUUCUCGAACUAUCUUUACUAUCUUCAUCGGCUCUCGUACUUACGCACUUCGUACCUCGGCCUCAGCUCGUGAAAGGUUAUGAGCCCACCUAGCCUAUCAGCGGCGGGCGACCUCGACGUCCACGGUGACAUGGCAUCAACGCGUCCACCACCGUCAUCAACGUCGUACCAUACCAACGACGUCGCCUCCACUACCUCCGUCACGCUCACUAAAGAGCAAUUCGACGAGCUGAUCAGGAACCAGCGCCCCGCACGGGACGACGACGCAUUCUCCAUGCGUCAGCGCCUACCCCCAGCCAACCCUCCGGUCUUCCCCGACGACUCGAAACUUACGGAGGACAAUUACGUUGACUGGGUCCCCACGAUGCCGCCAUGCCCGCCCUCUUGGGCUGGAUUCAACGCUCGGACGAAUCGAGCGACGGUCCCCGUUGCGAAGGCGGUCGUACCGACCAAACGCUCUGCACCAGGCAAGAAGGGAAAAUGGGAUCGUUCUGGUCCUGCCCCGAGCAACUGCCCAGCUUGUGGUCAAGGCAAACACUGGCUCGACAAGUGUCCGGAAUCGCGCAAGCGAGCCAAGUACCUCGAGCUCAAGAACGCCAUGAAGGAACUCCAAGGCUCAUCAUCGCCUGCGUCCACGUUCGUGGCCACCGAGGCAGCAUCCAAGGAUCAACACCUGUCCGUCGUUUCUUCUGCUACGUUUGUCAACAUCGGGCCACCGGCGGAAAUCCUUCUACUAGACUCGGCGUCGGCGUGCCACGUCGUCAACGAUGCGUCCUUCUUUGACGGCCCCCUUUCGCCUACCCCGCAAGUCCUGCAAGGUCUAGGGGGAACGGUGAAGGCCUCGGGAAUCGGCUCGGUCAAGCUCGUCUCCGAUAAUGGUACCAGGUUCACCCUCAACGACGUGAUCUACGCCCCCGAGAGCCCUGCCAACCUCAUCUCAGUCCGGGCCUUCGACCGCAAAGGCGUUCGCAUCACCUUCGAACACGGACAAGUCGAGCUCCGCACGCCGCAAGGGUGCAUCGCCACAGCAUCAGCCAUCGCGUCCUGCGUUUACAAACUCAACGCUUCGGUCCAAGCUGCCAGCAAAGAUGCGCGACACACGCUCGUUUCCACCAAGUCCAAUAGGCUACCUUUACUUACCCUUCACCGGCGCUACGGCCACGCCUCUGUCCAGACACUUAAAAAACUGGCGGCCUCUGGCCAGGUGGAGGGUUUAGAUUGGCCCUAUAGUGACUUCGAGUGUGAUGGCUUCACCUGCAACGCGUGCCUUGCCUCCAAAGCGCAUCGUUUGCCUUUCCCCUCUUCGUCGUCGCAUGCCGCGGAACCACUCGCAUUGGUGCACUCGGACGUCUUAUCUUUCCCCGAGGAAUCCUUAGGCCAUAAGCGAUACCUCGUCACGUUCAUCGACGACUUCUCGAGGAAGACUUGGGUUUACCCCAUCGGGCACAAGAGCGAGGUCCUUCAGACAUUCAAGGAUUGGCUUCUGGAGAUCGAAAACGCCACGGGUCGCAGGGUCAAAACACUUCGCUCGGACAACGGGGGCGAGUAUGUCUCUACCGCUUUCAACGGCUAUUGCGUGGCCCGCGGAAUUCAUCGCGAAUUGACCAUACCGUACACACCCGAGCAAAACGGUCGGGCUGAGCGAGCCAACCGGUCGAUCGUCGAGGGCACCCUGGCUCUACUGUCUCACUCGGGACUCCCACGAUCGUGCUGGGACGAGGCUGCCAUGUGUUACAUUCACGCCAAGAACCUCUCGCCUCACGCGGCCCUUGGUGGAGCCAUCCCAAACAGUCGUUGGUCGGGCCACACACCAAGCGUAGGGGGUCUUCGGGCAUUCGGUUGUCGCGCUUGGACCACCGUGCCGGCUCACCGACGGGACAAGCUCGACCCAAAAGGGAUCCUCUGGUCUUCGUCGGGUACGAUCGACACGCGAAAGCCUACCGUCUUCUCGAUCCUUCCUCCAUGCGUGUGAGUCUGGGCCGCAAUGUGACGUUCGUAGAAACCGAGUUCCCCUUCGCUAUCGCGCCCACCCGAGUGACGCAGCCGUCCAUCCCGGGUUACGCCCCCCAGCCCCCACCCGUCGAAGCUCCAACACCCGUCGAGCCUCCCCCACGGCCACCGGCCCCAACGCCUGUCGAGGCACCCGCGUCGCCCGCAUCGACCAGCUCGGCCGACAACGACGACGCCUCAUCGACCACGAGCGCAACGACGGAGUCAGCCGUGAACCCGCCGCAACCACCUCCGGAUCCAGCUCCACUCGCCAAAGUCAAGCCGAGUUGGGAGUACGGCGACGUCGCCAAGGUUGGUCCCGAUCCAGGGAAGUACGGUGAAGUCGACGCUCGAAACAUCAUUGAUGGCCCCCGGACUCGCCGCCAACCCGUUCCCACCAUGAUCACGCGGGAACAGCCAGUCGACGGCACCGACGGACCCACCGCCUCUUUCAAGAGCCUGCUCCUUGCCUUCGCAUCCACCAAGGCCGGCUUCGCAGAUCAUGACUUGUCGGUUGUUCGCGAUCCGGCAAAUUGGGGCGACGUCAUCCGAUCGGGACAAGAGGACGUUUGGGGCGCUCCGGCACAGGAUGAAUUCGAUUCGCUUCUGAACGAUUACGAGGUCUUUCAAAUCGUCGAAUCCUGUGAGCUCCCAGCGGGUGAGAUCCUCCUGCGGUCGGGCUGGGUGUUCCGGACUAAACGCAACCAGCAUGGCGACAUCACCGAUCACAAGGCCCGACUUGUUGCUCACGGAUGUGCCCAACGCCCUGGCCUUGACUUCGAGAAGACCUAUGCCCCUGUCGUCAAAUUCACGUCCAUUCGAGCUCUCAUCGCACUCGCCGCGGCCAACGGCUAUCACGUCCAUCAGGCCGACGUCAACAAGGCGUAUUUACACGGCAAACUUGACAAGCCUCUCUACAUGCGCGUCCCUCAGGGCAUAAACCUGCCAGGCAAGAUCCUCAAGCUGUCCAAAUCCAUCUACGGCCUUCGCCAGGCCGGCACCAUCUGGAACGCUGAGAUCGACUCGACUCUGCGGUCCCUCGGAUACGUCCCCACCAGGUCUGACAUCUGUAUCUACCGCCGCGAACACGACGGGCACUCACACUAUAUUGCCUUGUACGUCGACGACUUGCUUUUGGUUGGUCCCUCUACCGCCGAAAUCGAGCGGGUGCUGGACGCGCUGGAACUCGCAUACGGCAUCAAACGUCUCGGACCUGCCGAAUAUAUUCUAGGUAUCCAAGUCAAACGUGGACAAGACGGCUCUAUCACGCUCUCACAAGAGCGCUACCUUCGGGACAUCCUUGCCAGGUUCCAAUUCACCGAUGCCAAGCCGGCAAGUAUUCCAAUGCAGCCAGGUGUCGUCCUUGACUUCGAGGACUUGGCGGCCACUCCUCAGGAUCGUACGCGCUACUUGCAGGCCAUCGGUUCGUUGAUGUACGCCGCAGUUGGAACUCGUCCGGACCUCGCCUUCGUGGUCAGCUACCUCGCUCGCUUCUCCCAGCAGCCUGGCCCGGAGCAUUGAACAGCCAUCAAGCAGGUCCUCCGUUACAUCAAAGGCACGCUGGACUUGGGCCUCACCUAUCGCAAGACCAGCCAACCACUCCGUGGCUACUCGGAUGCGAACUGGGGAGCCUGUCUAACGACCUCACGAUCGACCAUGGGCUACGCGUUCAUCUUGUCCGGAGCCGCUAUUGCUUGGUGCUCCAAACGCGAGCACAGGGUGGCCAAGUCCACUACCGACGCAGAGUACCUCUCUCUUUCGUACACAAGCGGUGAUGCCAUCCACCUGAGCGAACUCCUGGCUGAACUUGGCGCUCCGGUCUCCGGUCCAGUCGUACUCUACGGGGACAACCAAGGUUCGCUGGCUCUUGCGCAGCACCCGACCAACCAUCAGGGGUCUCGUCAUGUUCGCAUCUCGGAACAUUACGUCCGCGAGAGGGUAGCUGAGAAGGAGAUCGAGGUCCGCUACAUCGCCACCGGCGACAUGAUUGCCGAUAUUUUCACCAAAGCCUUGGGUCCCAAGCCGUUCAUCUUCCAUCGGGAGAAUUUGGGUUUGCGAGGUGCAGUGGUAUGA
Molecule: messenger RNA, 4716 nt
Organism: Microbotryum saponariae
Lineage: Eukaryota; Fungi; Basidiomycota; Microbotryomycetes; Microbotryales; Microbotryaceae
Source: the annotation of a GenBank genome assembly